GAAACUGAAACUGAAACUGGACUUCUCUAUCUGAACAUGAAAUAUCAGCACCUUAUGCUGAUAAAUUUAGGGUGAAAUUGAAUUUUCCGGGCACUGAAAAUCGCAACUAUUAUUAUAGAUCGCGAAUCUAACUCAUUGGACUAUUGGAACCGCGUUAUCUUGACAGCAACGUUACCGAGAAGUUUCUCGUUUCGCGAAAGUUGACUAUGUUUUCAGUAUAAUGAGCACCGCAGAACCGUUCGCAGGGUGGCUUUACAAAUGGACCAAUCUUAUUAAAGGCUAUAAAAAACGUUGGUUUUUAAUACAGGAUAAUUUACUCAGCUACUACAGAGAACCGGAUGCAGUCGGGAGACAUUGUCGUGGGACUUUCGACUUGACAAAUGCCCAUCUGAGUGUUCAAGACUCUGGAUGUUCUUUUAUUUUGACGGAGAGCUCUGGAAGAAAGCAUCACUUCAAGGCCUUGUCCGACGAAGAUAAGGAGAAUUGGAUUACUGCCCUUACAGACCUUAUUUCAAGAUCUCAGGUUACCCAUACUGAAAUUGAAUCAGAUUACUCAUCAUUUAACAUACUUCGACCAGACAAAGAGAACGGUUGUAAGCGAGAUUCUUUCAGAUUUACUCCUAAAUGUCGACCAAAGUUGGAUAUUAAAACAACCAGUCUCUCAGUUCUACCUCAACCGCUUGCUAACCAGGCAAUAUUACUGAAUAACUGUCAAUGUGCUAGCCAGUCGUGUUCACAUGACGGUUUAUGUAAUUCAACUUUUAAUGAGAAGUUCCGAAGAAUAAAGAUCAAGCACGAUUUAUCGAAAUCGGACUGUAGGUGUGUGUCAGAUGCUCUAAUAUCAAAUUCAUAUUCUCUUCCUGUGUCUGAACAAAAUGUUGCUACCAAUGACCUCAAGAUGAAAAGUGAUACAGGAAGACGUUUGUCCCGUCAAUAUGUCUUUUCAAUUGAAGACAGCAACCGUUUAGAAGUCAUAGAGGCUUUGAGGAGACGCCUGCAUGAUCACAUUAGUAACAUUUGUUCUCAAGUCAGUAAUAUCGAAUCAAUGCUUACAUCAGUUUCAACUGAAUUAUCCAGUUUGCUGCUUCAGUCACGUUCAUUCCCAUUGAAUUCAGAUGAUCGCUUUUCUGCCUCAGACCUAGAAAGACGAACUACUUCUCUUAAACUUGCCUUGCUUGAACAUCGUAACGACGCAAAAGAAUUUUACGAGGCGUCUACUGAAGCGUUGCAUUUCUUAACUGGAACUUAUGCUCGAUUCAAUCGACAACUUGUUUUAGAACAAGAACGUUGUAUAACAUUGGAGAGAACCGUUGAACAGUUGGCUAAAGAAUUACGUAGUUUGGAAAUGCAGUUAAAAUAUCAUAUUCCUAUGAUUGUUGAAGACAAAAAUAUAAAUCCAAUCCAUUUUGAAGAAACCAAGCAAACUGUAAAACAGUCAGUAGAAAAAACACUUAGUGAAGAAAACAGUGAUGAAUUUUAUGACGCCAUGUCUAAUUUGGAUAUGACUGAACAACGACAUAAUGAUUCACUUGUUUCGACAAAUAAUCAACCUAUGGUACAAAUGCCUAGAACAUUAAAUUAUAACUCAUCAUCAUUGCCUAAUAGUGAUAUAACUCGGGUAUCAUCAGCAAGCUUAAGAAGUUUAGUGAAUGUUGAAGAAACAUCAGUUUCAGGCAGUGAUUUAGAACUACCGAAUGGUUACACCAACAGAACUAAUGUUUUUACAUCUAUGUCGUCUGAUGGAUAUCCAAACACGUAUAACAAAAAUUCUACUACUGACCAGCAUAAUAACACAUUGAAAUAUGGACAAGUUCGUAAACGUCGAAAUGCCAUACCUGUUUCACCAAAAAUUGCGUUAAAUUUAUGGGGUAUAAUUAAAAAUGCUAUCGGUAAAGAUCUUGCGAAAAUUCCCAUUCCUGUAAAUUUUAACGAACCUUUGUCAUUCCUUCAACGAGCUGUUGAGGAUUUCACAUAUUCCCAUCUAUUAGAUUAUGCUUCACAGACAAGAGAUCCAGUGGAACAAAUGGCUUAUGUUGUAGCAUUUUCAGUUAGUUGUUAUAGUUCAACUGCUUAUCGUGUAGGAAAACCAUUUAAUUCAUUGCUCGGCGAAACUUAUGAAUGUGAUCGUACAGAUGAUAUGGGUUGGCGUUGUAUUUCAGAACAGGUUAGUCAUCAUCCACCUGGUUGCAGUCAGUAUUGUGAAUCAUUACGACAUAAAUGGAAAGUUUGGCAAGAUUAUUUUUUGUCAACAAAAUUUCGUGGCAAAUAUUUAUCUAUCAGUCCUAAAGGUACCAUUAAUCUACAAUUCACUGAUGGAUCACAUUAUACUUGGACAAAAGUAACAACAGUUGUUCAUAAUUUAAUUGUUGGUACUAUAUGGAUUGAUAAUUAUGGUGAUGUAACAAUAGAAAAUCAUAAAACUGGUUAUUCAUGUAACUUGCAGUUUAUCGCUCAUUCUUAUUUUAAUAGAGGACAGUCAAGAAGAGUAUGUCAUCGUAUUUGGUUAUAUAUAUAUAUAUUCUCGUCAUACCUCUUGUUUAGAAGAAAGAUCUUAUGCAGAGUAUCCUAGGGUUCACUCUCACUACAUAGCACUUUUCAUUUGUCCUGUCCUUUAUUUACGAUAAGGUGAAGUCUUUAUUAUGUAAAGACUUUAUUGUGUAUUCGUAUGAAAGUGAAAUAUAUUUAUGUCGGUAACAUAUACAAAGAAUUUAUGAAGAAAAAAAUUGAAUGUAUGUGUAAUGCUGCUAAAUAUACCAUAUUAUUGUGAAAAAAAAUAUUUUCAAAAUGGGGUUUGUGGAGAUUGUGGUGAUUUUAAUAGUUUAAUUCAUGAGUCGAUCCAAGUUAGACCACCAUUAAAAAGCUGAUAGCACUGGACAGUUAUUUCACUCUAGUAAACUACUCAAUAGUGCACUCCCACGAUCUCACACACGGACUCGAACUCAGGACCUUCAGUCUCGUGCAUGACCGCUCAACUUCUAGACCACUGAACCGGCAUCUGAUGAUGUUAAUAUCUAACUUUGAUCUAUCCAUGACGUCGUACAACCCUUCAACCAUUGUUAGUUUUUAUUCUCUUAACUUUAUUGUGGUACUUUUAAAAUUAUUACUUAUUGGAUAACAUAUAUUUUUCGGUAAGUAAACGUUAUCACAUCACAAUUGCUAGAAAUAAGCAUAGUCUACUAAAAAAAAUAUAUAAAAUAGUUUGGAAUUUUUUAUUGUAAUGUAUAACGUCAAAGCUUAAACUAAAUAAAUAUAUUGUUAAAUAAUACUUUAAAAAAGAAUUCACAAUGGGUUCGUUUGAAACUGUAAUCAUCAUUUGACUUUGAUCUAUGUAUGAACUUUGAAUGAUAUAUGGAAAUCUAUAACAAGAUAUACAUGGGCGUUCUUAUUAUUUACAACUGUAAACCUACAAAGUCCAGCGUAUCUGCUUACCAUUAAUUUGUUCGAUAAAACAAAGACAAAUUGUUUGAAUCAAUAGAAUUGGGAGGUUUUUUUGUACAAUAAUUUUAAUAUUGGACAUUGUUAAAGAUUCCUGAGUUCUCUUUAAAUUGAGUUUUCUUCUUGAUUAUGUUUUCCCUUCACUAAAAAAACCAAAAAAAAUUAGAUUACAGGUUUUGUGAAAAAUUCAACUGGUUUACCAGUUGCUGUAAUUCAAGGAACGUGGGAUAGUUAUUUAGAAUAUCAACGUUUAUCAAUCGAUAAAGUACCUGUCGGUGAGCCGGUAUUAGUAUGGAAACCUGAUCCAUUACCUCUAAAUGCUGCUGAUAUGUAUCACUUUUCUCGAUUUGCUAUUGAAUUAAAUGAAAUGGAAGAUGGUGUUGCACCGACUGACUCAAGACGUAGACCUGAUCAACGUCUUAUGGAACAAGGAUUGUGGGAUCAAGCAAAUGAAGAAAAAAGACGCCUUGAAGCGAAACAAAGAAAUAAACGACAUGCAUGGGAGAAAGCAGUUAGAGAAGGUCAAACAGAUGAACCACUAUUCACGCCAGUUUGGUUUUCACCAAAACAAGAUGUCAAUGGUAAUCUAUAUCAUGAAUAUUUAGGAAACUAUUGGGAAUCAAAAGAACGACAAGAUUGGUUAAAAUGUCCAGAUAUUUAUUAAAAAGGUUUUUUUUCUAGAUAUUAUUUUCAAUUAUUCUUGUAGAAAGAGUGAUAGAUUAUUUCAGUACAAAACAUUGUUUCUGUGCAUCGAUGAAAACUGUUUUGACUGUCUUUCCUGUUCAUCUUCUUAGUUAGUGUUUUUGAAUCCUAUUAAACAAUUUUAAAACAUCUCUGUUUGUUUAUAGAUUAUUAUUAUUAUAUCCUUAAAAGAGAAAGAAAAGUAGUAAAUCAGAUCGGUAGUUGUAAUUCUUGUUAUUAAUAUUCAGAAAAUAGUCCUCAUUCACAUCAACUUUCUCUGUUUCUGUUCCGUUUUGACAUUUUCCUUAUCGACUUAUUUUCUUACUUCUCCCUCAUUUUGUUUUGUUUUGUUAGGCUAUUGUCAUCUCUUCAUUUCUUUAUCUAUCUGUCUGUAUAACUGGUCGAAUUCUCUACGUGGGGCUUUCACUAACUUCCUUGAUCAUCAGCAUAUUUUCGUGUUUCUUAUUGAGCUACUUAUUUAUUGUAAUAAGUAGUACAUAAUGUGUAUAAGUGCAUUAUUGUGUACUUUAUUGUAGAUAAAUGCGUAUGUCACUUGGAUUAUUCCAUUUUUUAAACCUCCUCAGCUACUCAACUUUUAUCGUAGUAAUAUUAUUUUUAUUAUAUAAAAGGUAUGCUUAACAGUUGCCAUAUGGGACUUCGUCGAAAGUCUUAAAGCCUAAUGGUGAUGAUAAUCUUUAGGAUGAACCAUGGAUGAUAUAAUAAUGAUCACAUUUUUAUUUUCACAUGACUUUUGUCUUUUUUCAUAGGCGAUAAUGUCAACAAGUAUCAGCUACUGUUCAUUUUACUUGAAACCAUUACUGUUAGGCAGAAUAAAUUGUUCACUGUGAUGAUGAUGAUGAUAAUGACACUGAUUGUUUACUUUUUCUUGUUUAAUUUCGCUAAUUUAUAAAUACAUAUGCUCUAGUUUAUGUCAUUUUCCCCACUUAGUUGACCAAGAUAGUUUUGGUGUUGUUUUUCCUUUAUUUUAUCAAGUGGUUUUUUUAACCUUUCUCUUCGUAUUUGUUAUUUUACACUUCAGCGCUGUUUUCAACUUUUUACUGCCUUAUUUUUAUUGCACCUAUUGUGUAUUGUAUUCGUCUCAUAUGAUCAAUUGUUAAUUUCACUGGUCACCAAUAUGUUGUUUUAAUGAUUUGUGCAAAUAUAUGUAUUCAAUCUUAUAAAAUCGAUAUAUUUACUGUUUCCUGAAACUCUUCUGUACAAUAAAAAGUUGACAAAGGGAAAUUGGAGAUAUUUACAAGUUUGUUUUCAAAUAUAAGUUACAUAGAUAAUUUAGUUGCUAACUUAAUGUUGUUUAAAUGCAAUUUGUAUUUGUCAUUUAGUUCUCUCUUUUAUUUCUUCGUUAUCAACACUAAAUUGUUCAUUCUCUCAAUUAACUGUCACAACCAAAUUUGCUCAUUUACACAUGUAAAGAUAUAUAUUUGGAGUAGAAAUGUAAUUUGAAGGUGAAAAUGUCUUCACUUUUUUUAUUAUAAAAAUAUACUUAGAUAUUCUAAUUGUAAUUUAUGACUAACCAAUUAUUCGACCUGACUUUAUUUGACUUGUAUUGUGCAUAAUUUAUAUAUUUUCUGCUUCUUACUUCGGUUAUUUUUUCCCUUUUAGUUUGUUUUUAUUGUUUGAACCACCUGAUUGCCAAGAUUGAGUUCAGUUUAUAUUGUGUUUUUUUUUCUACAAAAAAAAUUGUUUUUUUUAUUAUUCUGAUAAAAGGAAUCAGAAUUAUUUGAAUACG
This is a messenger RNA of Schistosoma rodhaini, 5863 nucleotides long. NCBI's taxonomy places the organism in Eukaryota, Metazoa, Platyhelminthes, Trematoda, Strigeidida, Schistosomatidae. The record is from the annotation of a GenBank genome assembly.